ACACCGGCACAAAACAUGGCGCACUUAAAGAGAGUUGCUUGUAAAGCGAUUGACGGGGUAGCUUUGAAACUAAACAAAAUCAGUCAGGAAUUAUGGAAAAAUUCAGAGAUGAACUACAAAGAGCACCAUGCUCACACCAUACUGACUGAUUUCCUGGAAAAUCAAGGAUUUCACGUUGACAAGAAGUACAAACUCGACACGGCUUUCCGGGCCACAUUCGGAAACGAUAGGAAGGGUCCACAUGUGGCGGUGUUGUGUGAGUAUGACGCACUGCCAGAGAAUGGUCACGCAUGUGGACACAACCUGAUAGCAGAACUGGGCGUGGCAGCCGGGGUUGGAAUCAAGGCUGCCAUGGAAACAUCCAGGCAACCUAUCGGCAAGGUGACCGUGCUGGGAAUUCCGGCAGAAGAAGGAGGUGGCGGGAAAGUUAUUCUCAUCGACAAACACGCCUUUGACAAUUUUGAUGUGGUGAUGACGUCACACCCUGAGCAAACAGAUAGUGUGAGGCCGAAUCUGAUCACCAUUCAGAGGGUAACCGUGACUUAUAAGGGCAAGGCCAGUCACGCCGCUGCAUUUCCCUGGAAGGGUAUUAACGCACUGGAUGCGGCAGUCACGUGCUACCAGACCGUGUCCUGCAUGCGCCAACAGAUGAAACCGACAUGGAGAGUGAACGGAAUAAUAAAAAAAGGUGGUGUGAAAGCAAACAUCAUACCAGAAGAAGCUGUACUGCAAUAUUCCAUCCGGGCACCGAACAAGACGGAGCUUAAUGUGCUGUUGGAAAAGAUGUCUCAUUGUUUCGAAAGUGCAGCUAAAGCAACAGGAUGCAAGGUUGAGUGUAAAAAUUCGGAUGUGCCGUAUCUUAAUUUCAUCGGUAAUAAAGAGCUGGCCUCUACGUUCGAGACAAAUGCAAAGGAAUUAGGGUUAGCGUUUGAUGAAGAUAGAAUGUGUUCGGAAGGUAUUCAAGCGUCCUCGGACAUAGGAAACGUGUCAUACAUCGUUCCCAGUCUCCAUCCAGUGUUCCACAUCGGAACUGACGAGGUCAACCACACUAGGGGCUACGCCGAGGCUACAGGUGCCGCUGCUGCACAGCCAUAUACCCUACGGCAAGGGAAAGCAAUAGCGAUGACAGCCGUCGACGUCUUCACAAACAAGGAUCUUUUACAAAGAAUCAAAAUUGAAUUCGAAAACGAACCACAAAGAAAGGAUUAACUUGAUGUUGUUGUCAAAAUAUAGACCUAGAAUCCUUGUCGAGCAUGUCUUCAAGCGUUAUAAUACUAAUGUAAAAUAUCCCAAUAUAUCACUUAUCACCAAAAUGGUUCUCCUGUCGCUGAAGAAUCUAUAGGAGGUCUUUAUUCAUACAUGUUUCAUAACUGAUAUGGUACAUGAUAAAAUUCGUAACAUUGUGUUAUUGUUUCUGUUUACACGCAUAUGAUUGGUCGUUUCUGACCUCAAACAAUUCUGAUUGGCCUGUGACUAUGGACUGCUUUUACUAUUCUCACUUAAUCAAUUUGUAAAAAAUGUAUAAUCUACAAAUAACGUUUUACACCUAAAAUUGAUAAUAACGUUUUCUUCAUAAGGAAAUAUAUUUUGUCGCGUAAUGAUUUACAUAAUUUAGUUGCUACAUGUAUGGAGAAUUAAAACUCGACAAGCUUACAUUAAUUUUGUAAGUAAAGAAGUUAUGAGAUAAACUUGUUCCCCAACAAAAAAGGACUGGCUGCUUAUCACUGUAAAGCUCGUUUCUUUCCUAAUUUUGAAAAUUUUGAAACUCGUGUUAAAAACAUUAUAAACAACCGUCACUUGUAAGGGAACGUCUACAUGUCUGUAGUACACUCCCAGACAAGCUUGCCUUUAAUAAAUAAAUAGAUGAAUUAUUUC
Molecule: messenger RNA, 1875 nt
Organism: Pecten maximus
Lineage: Eukaryota; Metazoa; Mollusca; Bivalvia; Pectinida; Pectinidae
Product: peptidase M20 domain-containing protein 2-like
Exons: 6
Coding region: 16-1209 (397 amino acids)
Molecular function (GO): dipeptidase activity
Source: RefSeq, a predicted model, not a curated record